Molecule: messenger RNA, 2036 nt
Organism: Eucalyptus grandis
Lineage: Eukaryota; Viridiplantae; Streptophyta; Magnoliopsida; Myrtales; Myrtaceae
Exons: 16
Coding region: 396-1652 (418 amino acids)
Source: RefSeq, a predicted model, not a curated record
GAAGAGAGAGAGAGUGCUGUACCUCGUCGGCGAAAUUUACCAUUCUGGCGAAAUCGCAAGCUCGCUCCUUUUCGCUUUCCGCUUUGCUCUCUCUCUCUCUCUCUCUCUCUCUUCCUCUGUCUUUCUCUCUCGGUCCCCUCUUCGAAUCCCUUUAUAACCUGGCGCUCCCGAUUCUCCCGUCUCCCGUUUCUCUCUCUAUAUCUCUCUCUCUCUCUCUAGCUUCCUGUGUCGCUUGCUUCCGGGCGUUCCUCGGCUGCUGCUGCUGCUGCUGCCGGCCCUUCCCUCCGUCGAAUCGUGGGCAGGAUUCGGUUCCCGGCGAUCGCGCGUUCGUUUCGCGGGACACCCCCGAACAGUGGAAACUUUGUUAUGAGAGAAAGUAGAAGCAUCUGUGGUCUAUGAAGUCGAUCAAAUCAUGGAGACUUCUCAUGAGGAAAAAGAAUGCAUCGUUUGAUGGGGGACUAUGCGGGUUCAAGAUGAAACAACUACCAUUUAUGGGGAUCAUCUGUGUAGUGAUGUUGUUUAUUGUAUAUAGAACGACAAAAUAUCAAUACCGUCAGACGGAGAUGGAAAUUAAUUUACACCCUUUUGACACACUAAAGGAAUCUCAGGGUCUUUCCCGGAGACUAGGAAGUCUUCCCCGUGGCAUCAUACAAGCAAGAUCAGAUUUGGAGUUGAGACCAUUAUGGUCAACAAGUAGUUCGAGGUCAAAGGUUGAUGUCUCUAGCAAUGAGGUAGAUGCUCCCAGGUACCGUUACUUACUGGCAAUUGCUGUUGGGAUCAAGCAAAAGUAUAAUGUCAAUGCUAUUGUCCAAAAGUUUCGUCCAGACAAUUUCACAGUUAUGCUAUUCCACUAUGACGGCAAAGUUGAUGCUUGGGGAGAUCUUAACUGGAGUAACAAUGCCAUUCAUAUAGUUGCUCGAAACCAAACCAAAUGGUGGUUUGCAAAGCGUUUUCUACAUCCCAGCAUUGUGUCAGCAUAUGAUUACAUAUUUCUCUGGGAUGAAGAUUUAGGUGUGGAUAACUUCCAUCCAGGGAGAUACCUGAAAAUAGUAAAAUCAGAAGGCUUGGAGAUAUCUCAGCCUGCUUUACAUCCAAACUCGACAGAUAUACAUCACAGGAUAACCAUUCGUUCGAGAACAAAGAAAUUUCAUAGGAGGGUAUAUGAUGUGAGAGGCAGCACGAAGUGCACAAAUGUCAGUUGGGGGCCGCCCUGCACUGGAUUUGUAGAGGGAAUGGCUCCUGUUUUUUCAAGAUCUGCUUGGUUUUGUACUUGGCAUCUUUUGCAGAAUGAUCUAAUCCAUGGAUGGGGAAUGGAUAUGAAACUUGGGUACUGUGCACAGGGAGACCGUACGAAGAAGGUAGGAGUUAUUGAUAGCGAGUAUAUAUUUCAUAAGGGUAUACAAACUUUAGGUGGAGGUGGUCCACCCGGGAAAAAGGGUUCAAAUUCUGAAGAGUUGACAAAGAGACACAGCGCUCCAUCGGUGGACAUGCGAGCAGAGAUCCGGAGACAAUCGACAUGGGAGCUUCAAGUCUUCAAAGAACGGUGGAAUAAAGCCGUGAAGAUGGACAAGAAUUGGAUAGACCCGUUUCCUAAAGACAUGUUUAUAAGAGAUGAAAAGCGUAGAAAGCGUAGUAGGCGGCAUCGCCAAUGAGUGCCAAAACCCAAUGGCCCCAGGGAACAGCUCGGUAAUGUUAGGUUCAUCUUGGCCACUCGCCAUCCACACUCAAAUCAAUUCUGCUCUCAUUUAUACCUGUAACAUCUUCUUUAGCUCUUUUAGCAUGCCAUUCGAUGUCGGCAAUUAAAUUCAUUGUUUCUCAACUUGCUCGGUUGUGGUCCUUGGCCAUGUAAAAAUUUUGCCCUUCACAUCCUUCUCAAGCCCCAGCAUAAUCCCCCAGGUGUAAGAACAUUCCGAAUACAUUGGCUAUACCAUAUGAUCGAUCAUACAAGCACUUAAGAGUUUUGAUUAGAGAGCACUCUUGUUCUGCACGAUCAGAUAUCAAAUGGCUAUACAGAAUGCCACCCCUUUACAUUGGUU